AGAAACAGGUAAAUGAAGCCGAGCACACGCCAUUCCCUGUGUACAGAGUCUAGGAUGGCCCUUUCCUGGUUUAAGCGGGUGCACAGUUUAUUCCUCAUCUGUACAUUUCUGUAGAUUUUGAGAGGUUAAAGUCUACAGGUUUUAAACUCUCCCAGAAUCCCUCCAGAGUGCAGAUCUCUAGGCAGUGGAGCCACAUUCCCCACCCUCUCAACCCUUCCCUCGACCAUAUAAGGAGAGGCAGCUGCUGGGGGCGUCCCCAGUAUCUAAAGAUAGAGGCUUUUGCCUGGGACUCCAAAUGCCACUGGGCAGGUGGAGCAGCCAUGGCACGGCAGCAUGCCCGGACCCUGUGGUAUGACAGGCCCAAGUAUGUGUUUAUGGAAUUUUGUGUUGAGGACAGCACGGAUGUCCAUGUGCUCAUUGAGGAUCAUCGCAUUGUGUUCAGCUGCAGGAAUGGUGAUGGAGUGGAGUUGUACAACGAGAUUGAGUUCUACGCCAAAGUGAACUCCAAGGAUUCCCAGGAUAAGAGGUCCGGCCGCUCUAUUACUUGCUUUGUGAGGAAAUGGAAGGAGAAGGUGGCCUGGCCCCGGCUCACCAAGGAAGAUAUCAAGCCAGUGUGGCUGUCUGUGGACUUCGAUAACUGGAGAGACUGGGAAGGGGAUGAAGAGGUAGAGCUGGCUCACGUGGAGCAUUAUGCAGAGCUUUUGAAAAAGGUCAGCACCAAGAGACCUCCACCUGCCAUGGAUGACCUGGAUGAUGAUUCUGACAGUGCUGAUGCAACAAGUAAUUAACUUUCUGUGACAGCAGAGCUGAGAGGAGAUUAUAACUGCUUUCUGUUGCUCUGAAGAGUCGUGGUCUGGACCUUGUCAGCUCUUUGGCUGUGCACCAGGGUCCUUUGAGAUCUCUGAACUUCCCUAGAAGUUCUUUUUUUUUUUUUCCCCUAAAUAUUUAUUUUUUAGUUUUAGGUGGACACAAUAUCUUCACUUCACUUUUAUGUGGUGUUGAGGAUCGAACCCAGUGCCUUGCGCAUGCCAGGCGAGCACGCUACCACUUGAGCCACAUCCCCAGCCCCUAUAAAAGUUCUUUAUUAAGUGUUCCUCUUCAUACUUUAUGUCUUCCUACUGUGCACUUGACUUUGGUGCUUCAUCAAGAUAGCAGGAUAGAGGAAGAGUAGACGGGGUUGGCCGGGGGCUUCUAACUUCUUACUGAUUUAUUUAUAAGAUCUAUGUUUGGGAUGCUUGGUUAUUUGAGAUUUACAUAUAUGUGAUAGAGCAAGAGCCAAAGAGGAAACAGAUUAUAAUAAAUCUCUAGGAUGGUUCUCCAUCUUCCUCUUGGUGGAAAGCCUCUUCUGCUUUCAGAGUUUCUCUUAAGAAUGUAGGGUAGGGCUCAGAGAUUCUGGUCCUCACUGAGGUUGGAAGACAAAAGAUAUUAGGGACAGGCUUAUAACCAACCCAAGGACUUCCUCUUGCCUGUAUCUGGGCUUGGUCCUUCUUAGAACCAAGUGUGUGUGUGUGUGUGUGCGUGUCACCUUAGGCCAAGAGCAGGGUGCAGGUCUAUAAUUCCAGUGGAAGCUGAAGCAGGAGGAUUGCAAAUUUGAGGCCAGCUUUAGCAAUUUAGCAAGACCCUAAGCAAUCUAAUGAGACCUUGCCUCAAAAUAAAAAAAAUAAUAAAAGGGCUAGAGAUACAGCUCAGUGGUAAAAUACCCCUGGGUUCAAUCCCCAGUACCAAAACAAAAUAAAAGAAAAACCCAAGCAAACUAAAUAAACUAAACCCAGCCACCUCA
Marmota monax (woodchuck) is the source of this 1780-nucleotide messenger RNA. It is a transcript of the gene Ptges3l, whose product is annotated as prostaglandin E synthase 3 like. Gene Ontology annotation, cellular component: nucleus; cytosol. Gene Ontology annotation, biological process: chaperone-mediated protein complex assembly; protein folding. NCBI's taxonomy places the organism in Eukaryota, Metazoa, Chordata, Mammalia, Rodentia, Sciuridae. The record is from RefSeq and is a predicted model, not a curated record. Bases 321 to 788 code for a protein of 155 amino acids. The transcript is spliced from 7 exons. Gene Ontology annotation, molecular function: protein-folding chaperone binding; Hsp90 protein binding.